AUGUAUUCCUGGAACAACAACAAGCAGUACCACUACCGCAUCAGCAGAGCUGUUUGCACUGGAACAUUCAGCGCGAUAUCUGCUUCCAACUUUGUUUCAGCCCUGCAUCCUGGUUGGAGCUUAGGAAACACCCUAGAUGCUGUUCCCGAUGAAGGGUCUUGGAACAACGCUCCAGUAGUGGCGUCUACGUUCGAUACCGUGAAGACUGGUGGCUUCAAGAGUGUCCGACUCCCAGUGACUUAUGCCUACCACUUCACCGGCAGUUCCCCAGAUUGGACAGUUGACCCAGUAUGGCUGCAGCGAGUCUCGGAUGUGGUCGAUAUGAUCACGGCCCGGGGCCUCUAUGCCGUCGUGAAUGUGCAUCAUGAUUCCUGGGUUUGGGCGGAUGUCACUCAAUCCGGAGCCAACUUGACUAUGAUCGAAGAGAAGUUUUAUAGAUUGUGGUAUCAAAUCGGAACUAAACUUGGUUGCAAGUCUAGCCUUGUUGCAUUUGAGCCUAUCAAUGAGCCGCCCUGCAACACUGCCACUGACGCCGCUGAAAUUAACAAACUCAACAAAAUAUUCCUCCAAGCUAUCAAUGAUGCCGGUGGAUUCAACCCACAGAGAGUUGUUACUUUAGUUGGUGGCGGCGAAGAUAGCAUCAAAACCUCCCAGUGGUUUGUGGCCCCUUCUGGAUUUUCGAAUCCAUAUGCUAUUCAAUUCCACUACUACAGUCCUUAUGACUUUAUCUUUAGUGCUUGGGGUAAAACAAUUUGGGGCUCUGAUGCCGAUAAAGCCACUGUGAAGUCCGACUUCCAGCUACUACGCAACAAUUUCACCAACGUGCCUAUCCUCUUGGGUGAAUACGAUGCUUCGCCCACUAACACCGAGCCCGCCGCCCGCUGGAAGUAUGUAGACUUCUUGAUCAAGACUGCAGCCAGCCUCGACAUUUCGUGCGUACUGUGGGAUAACGGCUUGGACCAUUUGGACCGAACCACCAAUGUUUGGCGCGAUCCCAAUUCACUCUCAAUGAUUACAAAGUCUACUGCAUCCACCGCAAACAGUUUACCUGAUAGCACUGAGGAUGGUUCGGCAACCACCCAGUCAUCCUCGGCAUAUAUUUUCCACCAGUAUGGAACGGCCGUCACAGCACAGACUCUUCCGUUUGUUUUCAACGGCAAUACGCUCUCGUCAAUCAGUGAUUCUACUGGUGCGGCAUUGGUAUCUGGAACAGACUAUUCCGUCUCAGGCGCGAACAUUAUCUUCACAGCUUCGUAUUUGUCAAAACACCUUUCAUCUACGACAUCACCCGGUGUUAUUGCCACUCUGACCUUAAAGUUCUCUGGGGGUUACUCGUCUCCCACUAUCCAGAUUGUUCAAUGGAAGCCACCAACCCUAUCUUCCACUUCGGCUGUGGCCUCAUCGGUGUCCGGCUCCGACCUUUCUAUUCCGAUCACUUGGGGCGGUUUGCCAACUGUCGCGGCAGUGAAGGCUUUGACUAAGAGUGGAACCUACCUAGUCGAUGACUGGACCGUAUACUUGGGUCCUCUCCAGCAAGCAAGAACAACCUAUAGCAGCCAGUAUAACUGGGGCACCUCAAAUGUGAUACUCACUUCAUCGGCUAUUAGCUCUGUGAUCUCUGCGGGCCAGACCACUGUUUUCACAUUCGAGUUCUUCCCACGAGACAAUGGUGCCGCGAAUGCCGUUAAUUUCACUUUGACCGUUUGA
Messenger RNA from Penicillium soppii, 1707 nucleotides. Its product is annotated as putative extracellular endoglucanase. The record is from RefSeq and is a predicted model, not a curated record. The transcript has 6 exons. Gene Ontology annotation, cellular component: extracellular region; cell surface. Gene Ontology annotation, molecular function: beta-glucosidase activity. Lineage: Eukaryota; Fungi; Ascomycota; Eurotiomycetes; Eurotiales; Aspergillaceae. Gene Ontology annotation, biological process: glucan catabolic process. The coding region runs from base 1 to 1707 and encodes 568 amino acids.